Anguilla rostrata (American eel) is the source of this 2376-nucleotide messenger RNA. RefSeq names its product cyclic GMP-AMP synthase a (gene cgasa). Gene Ontology annotation, molecular function: chromatin binding; 2',3'-cyclic GMP-AMP synthase activity; double-stranded DNA binding. Gene Ontology annotation, biological process: cellular response to exogenous dsRNA; positive regulation of type I interferon production; paracrine signaling. The transcript is spliced from 5 exons. Gene Ontology annotation, cellular component: nucleus; cytosol; site of double-strand break. The record is from RefSeq and is a predicted model, not a curated record. NCBI's taxonomy places the organism in Eukaryota, Metazoa, Chordata, Actinopteri, Anguilliformes, Anguillidae. The coding region runs from base 52 to 1635 and encodes 527 amino acids.
GAGAGUUUCCUUCUUUACGCGCGCAAGUGGUUUGGUGACGGUACUUUCAGUAUGACAGGGAGAGGAAGAACAGGCGAUGGUAAGAGUAAACGCGAAAAGGCAAAUCCCGGUCAGUCGAGCAGCUGCUCGAAGGGCCAAGGAAAUCAUAGCCCUCCUGGUGCCAAAGCAAAGAGCAAUUCCGAGCAAAGGUCCAGUAAUCCCAGAUGCGCGAGCGGAAUCGCGCGUAUUUCCAACGCCACGAAAAAAUGUCCACCUACUUCUGGUGCAGUGGAGUCUAAUUCUUGUGGAUCGCCGCCUCUGAAAUUCAAUGGAGACGUAAAACCAAAACGUCAGAGGGAACCUGCACAAACGACUAGUGUCCCGAUAUGCAAGGAUACUGCCAAAGCCAAGGAAACCAGCACAACUGCGUCCAGAGGAGCCUCAAACCCAGAGCCUAAAUUCGGCACGAAAGAUACCAAGUCUCCCUCCCUGGAUAGGCCCGCAAGUCGUCUUGAGAAAAAGACAGUGACAAGUCCGGCGAAAAAUGACACGUCUGCUAAUAAGGUCCUUCGGUCAACACUUGACAAGCUCAAGAUCAAGAUGACUGCAAAGUCAGAUUCGUCUGGUAUUAUUAAUGAUAUUGUGGAAACAAUUGUCAAACAUAUGAAAGAGAAGUCGGAAUGUUUUCGUGCCGUGGCAAAAGUGCCUACUGGAAGCUACUACGAGAACGUGAAGAUUUCUAAGCCCGACGAGUUCGAUGUGAUGUUGGCGGUACGGGCGGACAGAGUGAUACUGCAGGAAUUCGACUCAGAGGGCGCGUUCUACAGCGUGGCAUUAAAAAGAACACCCAGAGAGGACCCUUUGCGGUGCUUUCUGCAAAAGGACAAUACCAUCUCAGCAAGUGAAAUGUUGAGCGAGUUCAGAGAGCACGUCAAGAAAGCUGUCGAGUCCUUCCCAGAUGUGAAGGUGGAGAGGAAGAAGGCCGGCUGUCCAGCAGUGACCCUCCUGAUAAAGCAGAAGGACAUGGAGAUCGGACUGGACAUUGUCCUCAGUCUGGAAGUGCACAGUUCAUGGCCAGAAUUUACUACGGGUGGUCUUAAGAUUGAAACCUGGCUAGGCACCAAAGUGAAGCGAAACUUCAAGGGACGGCCGUUUUACCUGGUGCCAAAAUAUGCAGGCAAAGGCAACGAGGAAAGAGAUGGAGUCUGUGCCAAAGACGCGUGGCGGAUCUCCUUCUCACACGUGGAAAAGGACAUUCUGACGAACCACGGCCAAGCCAAGACGUGCUGCGAGGCCACAGGGACGAAGUGCUGCAGAAAGCCGUGCCUGAAGCUCCUGAAGCACCUCCUGCACCAGCUGAAGGAGAAGCACCCGAAGCAGCUCUCCCGGUUCUUCUCCUACCUGUGCAAGACCACCCUGCUCCACGCCUGUGCUAGCAGGGUGUGUGACAGCGACUGGCCCAUGGACAGGCUGAACGACUGCUUUCAGCAGCUCCUGGAAGACUUCCAGGGGCAUUUGAGGCGGGCACACCUGCCCAACUUCUUCAUCCCCACCCAGAACCUCCUGGGCUCGGCGUUUGACAGGAAGAGCCUGGAAUUUCUGGUGAACUGUAUAGAAAGCGAGCGCAGCAGCGAGUUCCCCAUCUUUACACAGUGACUGCAGAUCACACCGCGCCGCCAUUUCAGCGCGGAGACCCAGGGAUGUCUGUCAUCUCAGGCACUAAUAAAAACACAAGACCGCUGCUUUUUUAAACAGUGCUGUUGUUUUUAAGUUAUAUUGUAACAAAUAAAGCUAUAUGACAUUCCAGUUGUUUUAUUAUGAAUGAUGUUUUGAUAUAUACAUGGUGCGAAGGAGUCCAGUGAUCUCUAGUAUUCACAUAAACUGAAAAUACAUUUUUUGUAGUUUCAUGAACAGCAGGUCUUGAACCUGAGUCCGUUUUGAAGGAACGGCAUUGCCAUUUUAACCUUUUUAAAACUGCCAUUUUAAAAGAACAUUUGAUGCCUUUUCUCAGUUCCAACACAUAUCGAUUACAGUAAGUGCAUUUCAGAGAAUAAGGCUUGUACGGUUUACACAUUUAAAGCUUUAAAAAAUGAUUUGCGUUCUGUUUAAAUAGUAUUUCAAACUAAUGCAGUUCACAGAUUAAUAUAGAUAACAGCCACAGGGAAUUGAGUACGGGAAAGCAGCCUUUAUUUUGUGUGCCCGUGUACAUUUUACUCUACAGAACAAGUUAGAACAGCGGAACAAGUCAAGGAGACAAAGUGCAACGAGACAAAGAUAGAGGGUCAUAUGCCCUUCUUCACCUUUAUCAACUCCACAUAAAGGCCACAUUUAAUAAACACAGGUUUCAAGAAAAAUAACGCAACUGUCUCUUUAAAAAAAAAAAAAAAAAAAUACAAA